AGACACCUUUGCGGAUCGCUGCGCAGACGCAGACUGUGAACACGGCAGGCUUCUUGACAUUAGUUGAUAACUUAAACAGCUCUUACCACCCUUCUGGCUUAAGAAAUUACAUUUUCUUAGUUUUCUACGAUGAAAGAUGUUAGCGGUUACCUCAAACAGCAGCAGAGUAGCAGCUCCACGCCAGAAAUGGCGGCGGAGUGGCACGCUUUGGAGGAUUUCUACAACAAAAGAUUGUGGCAUCAGUUGACUCUGAAGCUGACAGACUUUGUCAAAGAUCCUUUCUUCAAAACAGGAGAUGGCCUCAUACAGCUCUAUGAAAAUUUUAUCAGUGACUUCGAACACAGAAUCAACCCCUUGUCUCUGGUUGAGAUCAUCCUCUAUGUUGCCAGACAGAUGUCAGAUCCAAAAUAUGCCAUCACUUUUCUCGAGAAAACAAAAGAAAAGGUGAAAAGCAGUGAAGAAGCCGUCAUUCUUUGCAAGACGUCCAUCGGGAGACUGAAGUUGGAAAUCAGCGAUCUUCCUGCGACGAAGAAAAUUAUUGAGGAGGUGGAGGAGAUGUUGAAUAACUUGCCAGGAGUUACCUCAGUCCACGGGCGGUUUUACGACCUCUCCAGCAAAUAUUACCGCAUCAUCGGGAACCACGCCGCCUACUACAAGGAUGCUCUGCGCUACCUUGGGUGUGUGGACAUCAAAGACCUUCCAGAAACGGAGAAGCAGGAAAGAGCCUUCACACUCGGCCUGGCUGGACUCCUUGGGGAGGGAGUUUACAACUUUGGAGAGCUGCUGAUGCAUCCUGUGCUGGAGUCUCUGAGGAACACAGACAAACAGUGGCUUAUUGAUACUUUGUAUGCCUUCAAUGCUGGGAAUGUGGAGAAGUUCCAGGGCUUCAAAUCUGCCUGGGGGCAACAGCCUGACCUUGCAGCUCAUGAACCUAAGCUGAUGCAGAAGAUCCAGCUGCUCUGCGUGAUGGAGAUGACGUUCACUCGUCCUGCAAAUCACCGGCAGCUCACCUUUACAGAGAUUGCUCAGAGUGCUAAAAUCCCCGUUAACGAGGUGGAGCUGCUGGUGAUGAAGGCGCUGUCUGUUGGCCUGAUAAAAGGGAACAUUGAUGAAGUGGACCAGAAGGUGCAGAUGACCUGGGUGCAGCCCAGAGUACUGGACCUGCAGCAGAUAAAAGGCAUGAAGGACCGUUUGGACCUGUGGUGUGGCGACGUUAAAAACAUGACGGUGCUGGUGGAGCAGCAGGCUCACGACAUCCUCACCUGAGCAGGUGUCUCUGUCGUCCCACAGAGGGGCAAAUCUCACCAUUUCCUUUUUUUUUAACGCCAUAUUUUUCUUCUGUUACCCUCACUGUUUAAUAUCAGUCUGUAAGUUACGACAUGCUGUUUUACAAGCAGUUGUAACAUCACCCUCAGAAAACAACCCAAACUGUAAAAAAAAAAUCGAAA
Cyprinodon tularosa is the source of this 1448-nucleotide messenger RNA. RefSeq names its product proteasome 26S subunit, non-ATPase 13 (gene psmd13). Gene Ontology annotation, molecular function: structural molecule activity. Gene Ontology annotation, cellular component: nucleus; proteasome regulatory particle, lid subcomplex; cytosol. Lineage: Eukaryota; Metazoa; Chordata; Actinopteri; Cyprinodontiformes; Cyprinodontidae. Gene Ontology annotation, biological process: ubiquitin-dependent protein catabolic process. The coding region runs from base 130 to 1266 and encodes 378 amino acids. The record is from RefSeq and is a predicted model, not a curated record. The transcript has 13 exons.